Molecule: messenger RNA, 2010 nt
Organism: Oikopleura dioica
Lineage: Eukaryota; Metazoa; Chordata; Appendicularia; Copelata; Oikopleuridae
Source: the annotation of a GenBank genome assembly
AUGGAAGGAGAGACAAACGACGCUUACGUCACUAGUUUUGAUGAUGUCGAAAUUAAUGAUGACAGAGAAAGAGAGGGCCAAACAGGAAGUGAAACAGAGAAGAUGGAAGAGGAGGAUAUGGAUGCUUUCGAGUUCAAUUUGAUUACGGACUAUCAAAAUGUCGAAAAAGAAGACAAAAAUCUCAUCUUUUACCUCGUCAUGCCUUUUUUGAAACUCGCCAUUUUCAUCAGCAAUCAUGCUCGUUUCUUCAAAAUCGGAAUCGUCCUUACCCUGAUCGCUGGAUUCAUCAUUUACACUGGCUUUGCCCUUUCGAUAAAUUUCGGAGAAGCAUUGAUUCCUCUCGUUCUGGGCUGUCUGGCAGUCUUUUUUAUUUGCUGGGACAAGUUUAUGCUCAAAUAUGAGGACAAGAUCGGCGAUUGGUACACGACUUCGACGAAGAAUUCGCCUACUUUUUGGCGGCUUCUGAAGAUUAUUUCGGGCCUAGCUGUUUGUGGAGUUCUUUUAGGUUUGCUUGUUUACGACAUUUUCUUCGCCGAGGAAAAAAUCAAGGAGAAGAACUUGGUCGCCUGCGCUGGAAUUCUCGUCUACUCUCUUUUAUGCAUUCUCAUGUCACGAGCUCCGCACAAGAUCAAUUUCCGAACAGUCAUUUGGGCCUUUGGAAUUCAAAUCGUUUUCGGCAUCUUUGUUUUGAGAACUACAGCUGGUUUCAUCGCCUUUGACUGGCUUUCGAGUCAAAUUCAAAAAUUCCUCGACUAUUCGAAAUGCGGCUCCCUCGCUGUUUUCGGCAAUUCGGAAGGCGAUAUUUCCUCUUUCGCCUUUUCCGCCCUUCCGACAGUAAUUUACUUUUCCAUGGUCAUCGCGGUCCUGUACUACACUGGAAUCAUGCCGUAUUUCAUCAAAAAAAUCUCCUGGAUAAUGGAAAUCACGUGCGAUGUCAGCGGCCCGGAAGCGAUUGUUUGCGUUGGCAAUAUUUUCGUCGGGCAGACAGAGUCCCCGCUGCUGAUCAAGCCCUUUAUCAAGAACUUAACGCAAUCGGAACUUUUUGUCGUCAUGGUUUCUGGACUAGACUGUAGGAAAGAAAAUAAACUUAAUGCCUCGAUUGCUGGAUCAGUCUUCGGCCUAUUCGUAAACAUGGGAAUCGACUCUACCGCCCUGCUGACAGCCUGCGUUAUGUCAGCCCCAGGCUCGCUUGCUAUCGCAAAGAUGGUUUAUCCAGAACUUCAAAAAUCGAAAUUUCGCGGCAAAAACAGCAAAAGCGAUGAAAAGCAAGAGCAAACAGCAAACAACGCCCUUGAAGCCGCUUCCGCCGGGAUCAUUGACUCGAUCCCACUCGUCGCUGCUAUUGCCGCGAUGCUUAUUGGAUUCCAGUCGCUGACCUUUUGGCUCAAUGAUGCAAUUCAUUGGAUGGGAGAGUCGGUUGGAUACGACAACUGGAGCUUUGACAUUCUUCUCAGCUACAUUUUCUACCCUUUCACGAUUCUUCUCGGGCUCGAAAUGUCGGAAGUUUUCUCUGUUGCCCUGAUGGUUGGCCAAAAAACUUUCUUCACCGAAAUCGUCGCCUACACAACUCUUCAAGAAAACAUCGAAAACCGCGAAAAAUUUCUCCCAAAGUGCGAUUGCGAAGGAAAUGUCAUGUGGCUCUCGGAAAGGUCAGAAAUCUUGACGACGUACGCGCUCUCGGGUUUUGCCAAUUUCGCCAGUAUUGGUAUCGUCAUUGGUGGUCUCUCUGGCAUGGCGCCUCAAAGAAGGGGGAUGCUGUCCAAGCUUGGAAUGCUGGCUUUGUUGACCGCGACGAUCAGUUGCAUGGAACGAGCUUGUGUCGCUUCGAUUCUUUACGCAGAGGGUGAGAAUCCCUUUCUCUGGGGCAGCCAAAAUCUAAGAGGAUGCGAAUUCGUCGACAACGAACUCGGUUCCGGCUGCGGAGUCAGUUGCAAUGGAGUGUUGAUUAAUUCGACAGAAAGUUGCGAAGUCUACGGCCCUGCGGGAGGACAAAGAUCCUGCUUCGAUUGA